AUGGACCCCAUUCCGAGCUCGACCGCCGUCUCAGCCGCUCGCGUCAUGUCGGCGACCGAGCUUCGACGACAAAUCCUGGCCGCGAUGACACCGAACAUGACAGCAUUUAUUAGGAUGCGACUUGCCAAGAACGCCGUUUAUAAAAGCAUGAUGAUGGACGUUUUCGCGAGGGAAGCCGGACAAAUGCAAGAACCGGCUGAGAGACGCAAGAGGGAUGAACUGGACCAGAGAUCAACCAGGUCACGGUGCGUAAAGGACAAGGACAUUCGAAACGCAGAUGCUGCGAGACGUGCCGAGCUCGUAGAGAGACUCAACACUCUGUCGAAGACCAUGCAGCGCAGUGCAAAGAUAUAG
Molecule: messenger RNA, 354 nt
Organism: Colletotrichum karsti
Lineage: Eukaryota; Fungi; Ascomycota; Sordariomycetes; Glomerellales; Glomerellaceae
Exons: 2
Coding region: 1-354 (117 amino acids)
Source: RefSeq, a predicted model, not a curated record